Molecule: messenger RNA, 875 nt
Organism: Xiphias gladius (swordfish)
Lineage: Eukaryota; Metazoa; Chordata; Actinopteri; Istiophoriformes; Xiphiidae
Gene: defbl2
Product: defensin, beta-like 2
Exons: 4
Coding region: 242-487 (81 amino acids)
Source: RefSeq, a predicted model, not a curated record
CUAAGCAGUGAAUUCUUUGGCAGAUAAACAAAGUAGCUAAAACUUAUCAAGAACGGGAAUAAUAAGGGCUCACAAGAAACUAAGAUCAGAGGGACAGAGCUCCGAGAAGGCUCAGAGGUAACUUCUCCUCUAAGUGAACAACCAGGAGGAGGCUGCAGCAGGUAAACCGGCGCGGGAUGUUGACACACUGCAUUCGGCAGAGCACGACGGACUCCUCCCCCGUGGUUGAAAUUCUGUAUAAAUGCAGCAUCAGCCUGUCAACAGCAGUGUCUGGAAAGCUUACUGGUACCCAAACAUGAAGGGACUGAGUUUGGUUCUCCUUGUGCUUCUCCUGAUGCUCGCAGUCGGGGAGGGCAAUGAUCCAGAAACGCAGUACUGGACAUGUGGCUAUAGAGGACUCUGCAGACGGUUCUGCUAUGCACAGGAGUACAUCGUUGGUCAUCACGGCUGCCCUCGGAGAUACAGGUGCUGUGCUAUGCGGUCUUAGCACCUGUCAUCUCUUGGCACCUGCAAGAUGUCCACGCAUGAGGGCUGACAUCUUAAUUUCAGGUACCUGGGAUCCUGGUAACUGACAGCAUUCUUCUGGAUAAACCACUUGACAACUUUACUCUCAGUCAGUCCCUCUUGGACCCCUAACAUGCUGUGGGAUCUGACAAUGAGUGCUUUUGAAAUGGACUUUAUAUAGUUAGAUCUAACUCAUUUACAGCUGUUAGGUGUGUCCCUGCAGUUAUGUCCUUAUUAUUAAAUAAAUGAUGCUCAAAUUGUUGCCUGAAACAAUGAUGUGACUGAUCCUGUACCUGACAUUUAAUGAUGUAUCAUAAUCAAGCCUUUGUGAACAGUUGGUCAUUCUCUCUGAAAUGCAGUGUUGCCAAUAA